This is a messenger RNA of Ogataea haglerorum, 291 nucleotides long. RefSeq lists its product as uncharacterized. The coding region runs from base 1 to 291 and encodes 96 amino acids. The transcript has a single exon. The record is from RefSeq and is a predicted model, not a curated record. Lineage: Eukaryota; Fungi; Ascomycota; Pichiomycetes; Pichiales; Pichiaceae.
AUGCCUACGAACUUAUCGCACACUUCAACGCAACUGCCUAGUCUAGACUCUGUUCUGUCCAAGAUCCAGUCGGAGCAGAAAUGGCCUCUUCCGGACCCGACCACUCCCCAUCCGCUAGCAAUGCCUGGUCCUCCAGCCUUGCUUCAGCCUCUUGGCAGACCAAAUUUACCCUCCAUCAAUGUGCCAUUGGCCUCUAUCCGCUACAAUCGCCAGGACCCGCCCCACUAUGUGGCUCCGAGAGUGGCUCUUCCGAUUCCCCCCAACCGCAGCAAAAGCAGAAAAGAACUCUGA